Molecule: messenger RNA, 662 nt
Organism: Portunus trituberculatus (swimming crab)
Lineage: Eukaryota; Metazoa; Arthropoda; Malacostraca; Decapoda; Portunidae
Exons: 3
Coding region: 91-417 (108 amino acids)
Source: RefSeq, a predicted model, not a curated record
ACGGUGAAUGCAUCACAAGUGUGAGUGAACCCGCUGACCAGCGUACCCGAAAGAGUAGUGGUGUGGGUGGUGGUGGUGGUUGUGGUGAUCAUGCAGGCAGUGGCGGUGCUGGUGGUGUGCUACUUCCAGAUGGUGACCUUGAGGCCUCUUUCCACAGACAACACGGACUGGCAGACGUCCCGCGCAGUGGCAGCAAUUCUGUCAACAAACCCGCCGUGUGAACACGCUACAUUGUUCCUCACAGACGGCAAGAAGGAGGCAGGGAUGGUGCAGGCUCCACGCGGGGUCACUUUCUUCCAGGCGGCAGCUGAAAACCUGAGUGUCCCGCGCAGCAAUGCAUCACACUCUUACCUGGCAAAAACAGUGGAUCAUGUACGCCAGGCAAGUCACUUUCCAUCAAAUUUAUUUGAAAAUUAGUUUCUUACAUCAACACAUCUCUGUAAAACAUUUAGAGCGUGUAAUUUCGAUAGGUGGGAGGGGCGUGGCACUGCCUGGUGGUGGUGGUGGUGAGUGAUGAUCCAGCUUUCCUCGUCGCCUUCGCCCACCUGUCACUCAGGCGUCACGCCCUCAGGUGGUCAACGAGGGUCCUUGUCCUCACACGUCUCCCUCUCAGCCACCUUGGCGGUCUGCACAGCCUUCUCUCCACCAGGAACGCCAUGCUG